AUGGCCCAGAUUAAAUGGGCAGAUUUUGAUAUUAAAAUUUGGAAUUGGCAGCAGGCUAUGGAGGAUGGCUGGAUUCCCGGCGAAAAACUUUUCCCCAUCGAAGAAGCCAUCAACUGCGGCACGAUCAUCAUGAACCUUCUCUCUGAUGCUGCACAAUCACAAACGUGGCCUACCCACCUCUGA
This is a messenger RNA of Suillus fuscotomentosus, 183 nucleotides long. RefSeq lists its product as uncharacterized. The coding region runs from base 1 to 183 and encodes 60 amino acids. NCBI's taxonomy places the organism in Eukaryota, Fungi, Basidiomycota, Agaricomycetes, Boletales, Suillaceae. The record is from RefSeq and is a predicted model, not a curated record. The transcript is spliced from 2 exons.